Laccaria bicolor S238N-H82 is the source of this 429-nucleotide messenger RNA. RefSeq lists its product as uncharacterized. Lineage: Eukaryota; Fungi; Basidiomycota; Agaricomycetes; Agaricales; Hydnangiaceae. The coding region runs from base 1 to 429 and encodes 142 amino acids. The record is from RefSeq and is a predicted model, not a curated record. The transcript is spliced from 3 exons.
AUGACCUUCAUUAUGGAUCAGCGUGUCUCGUCUUUUGUACUCCUCCUCGACAAGAUGCUUUGUGAACUCCAAAGAACAACAGGGAGGCCAGGCUUGGAUACAACGCGAAAGGACAGCCUCAGAUUUGGAUCUGAUCGGUUACCGCGAGCAAUUGAUGGACGCGACCCUGCCGAUAACUGGCCGUUGCAAAGACCUUCAUUGCUCCUUGCAUCUUUAUCUCCUCAGAACAUUCUUUUUGGGCGACUGUUAACGACCAUUUCCAGACUGAGGAAAGAAAAGGCUCAAAAGUCAGAUUUAACUGCGUGGGAGCUUGGUGGCAUGAGCACCGGGCGUCGCGUCCAAGAAGACGCCUCAAAACCAGCCAACGAGAUUACUUAUUCUGGGCUAUGGUUCACCGGCACCACCAGUGCAGUAGCUCGUAGUAGCUGA